Hemisphaericaspora subhashii is the source of this 675-nucleotide messenger RNA. RefSeq lists its product as uncharacterized. Bases 1 to 675 code for a protein of 224 amino acids. The record is from RefSeq and is a predicted model, not a curated record. Gene Ontology annotation, biological process: transcription by RNA polymerase II. Gene Ontology annotation, molecular function: transcription coactivator activity. NCBI's taxonomy places the organism in Eukaryota, Fungi, Ascomycota, Pichiomycetes, Serinales, Debaryomycetaceae. The transcript has a single exon. Gene Ontology annotation, cellular component: nucleus.
AUGGCAAAGAAGACAGGAGAAAACUCAAAGAAGGCUCAAGGUCAAACCAGAAAGGCCGAACAAGCAGCCAACAAGAAGCAAGCAGCUCUUGAUGCAUUUGAAGCUGAAGAAGCCGGCAAAUGGGAGCAAGGUGGUAAGAAAGGAAAUAAAAAGAAGGAAGAAGAAGAAUUCAAAAAGCAAGAAGCGGCACGUAAGAAGGCUGAGCGUGAUGCAUUAUUACAAGCCGAAGAAGCAAGUUUGCCUUCUAAACCAAUUAAAUCAAAACAAAGAGGUGCCGAAAAAGUGGCAUCCAAAAGAGCAGGGAAGAUUGAUGAUUUCCUUGAUUUUAAUAGUGACAAGCCAGAAUUAAGUGCUAGUGGAAUUGAAGGUGCUUUGGAUGCAUUAGCAUUGACUUCAACAGCAGGAGGUGUUAAAGAUAAAGAUAUUGAAAGACAUCCUGAAAGAAGAGUUAAAGCUGCUUACGCUGACUAUGAAGAUAAGAGAUUACCUGAAUUGAGAAAGGAACAUCCUGGAUUAAGAUUGCAACAGAUUAAGCAUUUAAUAUUUAGAGAAUUCCAAAAGUCCCCGGAAAAUCCUAUGAAUCAAGUUACAAAUAUUCAUUUUAAUGCUACUAGAGAUGAAAUUGAAUCCAAGAAGAAAGAAGUUAGGCAAUCGAGAGAAAAGAAGUUUACAUGA